CCACUUUCUGACCACCUCCUUCUACCCCACCUUCUCUCUCUCUCCCUCUUUCUCUCUCUUUAGUUUUUCUCUUUCUUCCUGUGCUCUCUCCGCCAUUGUCAAUCGGCGAAAGACAUUUCGAAUUUGAGUUCGGUGUGUGUUUUUAUUAGUAAUAAUUCCUUCUUCGAAUUCAGCGAUCCGUUAUUUUAGAUCGGUUUGCGCAUUAAUUUCCGUACGGUAUUCCUCGUGAUUCGCAACGAGAAGGUGCACGAGAGUCUUGCAUUUUUGUUUGAUGCGUUUCUGAUCGGGAGGGAGAUAUUUUUUUACUCGGACUUUCUCUGUUGUGUGUCGGAGCAGAUAAUGUCGGGACCACUGGACCGGUUCGCAAGGCCAUGCUUUGAAGGUUUCUCUGGCAGUGAUGAGAGAAGAGAAAGGAAGUCCGAUUUUGAAAAUUCUGAAGAUGAGAGGAGAACGAGAAUUGGGUCUUUGAAAAAGAAAGCAAUAAAUGCUUCUACCAAAUUUAAGCAUUCUCUCAAGAAAAAGAGUAGUAGACGGAAAAGCGAUGGGCGAGUCAGCUCUGUUUCCAUUGAGGAUGUUAGAGAUGUUGAAGAACAACAUGCUGUUGAUGCAUUUAGACAAGCGCUUAUGUUGGAUGAAUUGCUUCCUGAGAAACAUGAUGAUUAUCAUAUGAUGUUGAGGUUCUUGAAAGCAAGGAAGUUUGAUAUUGAAAAAGCAAAGUGUAUGUGGGCUGAGAUGCUGCAAUGGAGGAAGGACUUUGGUGCUGACACCAUUAUGGAGGAUUUCGAAUUUAAAGAGGUGAAUGAAGUUGUAAAGUACUACCCCCAUGGGCAUCAUGGUGUGGAUAAGGAGGGAAGACCUGUUUACAUUGAAAGACUGGGAAAAGUUGAUCCUGUCAAACUAAUGCAAGUUACUACCAUGGACCGGUAUGUGAAAUACCAUGUUCAAGAGUUUGAGAAAAGCUUUGCGAUAAAAUUUCCAGCUUGUACUAUUGCUGCAAAGAGGCACAUAGAUUCAAGCACUACGAUACUAGAUGUUCAAGGCGUGGGCUUCAAGAACUUUACAAAGUCUGCUAGAGAUCUAAUUAUGCGGCUGCAGAAGAUUGAUGGUGACAAUUAUCCUGAGACUCUUUGCCAAAUGUUUAUCAUCAAUGCUGGUCCUGGAUUUAGGCUGCUAUGGAACACUGUAAAGAGUUUUCUAGAUCCCAAAACAACAUCCAAGAUUCAUGUUCUUGGAAACAAAUACCAGAACAAAUUACUUGAGAUUAUUGAUGCCAGUGAGUUGCCAGAAUUUCUGGGUGGUAGCUGUACCUGUGCAGAUCUGGGGGGAUGCCUUCGUUCUGAUAAGGGCCCUUGGAAAAACCCUGAAAUAUUGAAGAUGGUUCUUAAUGGUGAAGCACGACGUGCUAGGCAGGUUGUAAAAGUUCUAAACAGUGAGGGGAAGAUUAUUGCUUACGCUAAGCCACACUACCCAAUGCAGGUGAAAGGAAGUGAUACAUCUACUGCUGAGUCAGGCUCUGAAGCCGAAGAGAUUGCUUCCCCAAAAGCAAUAAAGAGUUAUUCACAUCUUCGGUUGACUCCUGUUCGUGAAGAAGUGAAGGUAGUCGGAAAGGCAAGCUAUGCUGGUAGCUUCUUGGGUUAUGAUGAGUAUGUGCCCAUGGUUGACAAAGCCGUUGAUGCUUGUUGGAAGAAGCAAGCUUUGAUUCAAAAACCACAUCCUUCAAAAGUUUCAGGAACACCUCCUGUACCUGACACAACAAAAAAUCCGGAAGGAAUUCACGCUCGGAUUUUGGUUGUGCUUAUGGCCUUCUUCAUGACUCUUUUAACUUUCUUACGGUCAGUGGCAUAUCGUGUAACUAGAAAGUUUCCUGACACCUUGACCAAUCAUGAUCAAAACAUUUGUGAGCAAACUUUUGAUGGAACACACAAGGAAGAGAAUCGUCCCCCUUCACCAACAACAUCAUUUACAGAUUCAGAUGUUCUUUCCUCUGUACUUAAAAGGCUUGUGGAGCUUGAGGAGAAGGUUGAUACUCUCAGAGCAAAGCCAACUGAGAUGCCCUAUGAGAAAGAGGAAUUGCUGAAUGCUGCUGUUUGUCGGGUGGAUGCCUUGGAAGCAGAGCUUAUUGCUACAAAAAAGGCUCUUCAUGAUGCUCUAAUGAGACAAGAAGAACUGCUUGCUUAUAUAGACAGACAAGAAGAAGCAAAUCUACGGAAAAAGAAGUUUUGCUGGUGAAGUGUUUUGCUGAUGGAAGGAGACAGGAGCGUCUCAACUUUAUUUAUGGUAUUAGGCGAGAAAGAAAAAGUGAGGUUUUCUAAUUAUACAGUGUUUCUAAAUUCGAUAACAUGAACAGAUUGAUGUUAACGAUAUAUUUUAAUUAUCUUUCUUUCUUUGUUUUGAAUAUAGUGAAAUUGUUUAACUCUGAAGAAAGUCCUCUGUGGCUGUUACACUUAUUUAAAGGAAUGUCGAUAAUUAUUUAUUAUCUUAA
Molecule: messenger RNA, 2482 nt
Organism: Ziziphus jujuba (common jujube)
Lineage: Eukaryota; Viridiplantae; Streptophyta; Magnoliopsida; Rosales; Rhamnaceae
Product: phosphatidylinositol/phosphatidylcholine transfer protein SFH8
Exons: 15
Coding region: 340-2229 (629 amino acids)
Source: RefSeq, a predicted model, not a curated record